Pollicipes pollicipes is the source of this 1627-nucleotide messenger RNA. Its product is annotated as tubulin alpha-3 chain. Gene Ontology annotation, biological process: microtubule-based process. The transcript has 4 exons. Gene Ontology annotation, molecular function: GTP binding; structural constituent of cytoskeleton. The record is from RefSeq and is a predicted model, not a curated record. The coding region runs from base 92 to 1444 and encodes 450 amino acids. Gene Ontology annotation, cellular component: microtubule. Lineage: Eukaryota; Metazoa; Arthropoda; Thecostraca; Pollicipedomorpha; Pollicipedidae.
GCUCCGCGCGUGUGAGAGGUGCUACGUUACGCGACUUCGUCACGCCGCUUCCAGGCUCUUCCUCAGGGACUAGUUUACAUCUUUCGAAAGCAUGCGCGAGUGUAUCUCAAUCCACGUCGGGCAGGCGGGCGUUCAGAUCGGCAACGCAUGCUGGGAGUUAUACUGCCUGGAGCAUGGCAUUCAGCCAGAUGGCCAGAUGCCCUCUGAUAAGACUGUCGGCGGAGGUGACGACAGCUUUAACACUUUCUUCAGCGAAACUGGCGCAGGGAAACACGUGCCUCGAGCUGUCUUCGUGGACCUGGAGCCUACCGUUGUGGAUGAGGUUCGGACUGGGACAUACCGCCAGCUAUUCCACCCUGAGCAGCUGAUCACGGGCAAGGAGGAUGCAGCCAACAACUAUGCCCGUGGCCACUAUACGAUUGGCAAGGAACUGGUCGACUUGGUUCUAGAUAGAAUCAGGAAACUGGCGGACCAGUGCACAGGGCUGCAAGGGUUUCUGAUCUUCCAUUCCUUUGGAGGAGGUACUGGAUCGGGGUUCACCUCGCUACUGAUGGAGCGUCUCAGCGUCGACUACGGCAAAAAGUCGAAGCUUGAGUUCGCCAUAUACCCAGCGCCGCAGGUGGCCACGGCCGUAGUGGAACCCUACAACUCCAUCUUGACCACCCACACAACCCUGGAGCACUCCGACUGCGCGUUUAUGGUGGACAAUGAAGCCAUCUACGACAUCUGCCGCCGCAACCUGGACAUAGAGCGUCCCACGUAUACUAACCUGAACCGCCUGAUUGGCCAGAUCGUAUCCUCCAUCACUGCUUCGCUUCGCUUUGACGGUGCGUUAAACGUCGACUUGACGGAAUUCCAGACAAAUCUGGUACCAUACCCGCGCAUUCACUUCCCAUUGGCUACUUACGCCCCUGUGAUCUCUGCCGAGAAGGCCUACCAUGAACAGCUGUCAGUUGCCGAGAUCACGAACGCCUGCUUCGAACCGGCCAACCAGAUGGUCAAAUGCGACCCGCGUCACGGCAAGUACAUGGCCUGCUGUAUGCUGUACCGCGGCGACGUUGUGCCCAAGGACGUUAACGCUGCCAUCGCCACCAUCAAGACGAAGCGAACCAUCCAGUUUGUGGACUGGUGCCCCACCGGUUUCAAGGUAGGCAUCAACUACCAGCCGCCGACGGUAGUGCCCGGCGGUGAUCUGGCCAAGGUGCAGCGCGCCGUGUGCAUGCUCUCCAACACCACCGCCAUCGCCGAGGCCUGGGCCCGGCUCGACCACAAGUUUGAUUUGAUGUACGCUAAGCGCGCCUUUGUGCACUGGUACGUCGGCGAGGGUAUGGAGGAGGGUGAGUUCUCAGAGGCCCGCGAAGAUUUAGCCGCCUUGGAGAAAGAUUAUGAAGAGGUUGGCAUUGACUCCGUGGAGGGCGAGGGAGAGGAAAAUGAGGAGUACUAAUGUCGGCCGUUGCGCUGUCUCCUUACAUCGGUGGACUACACACCCAUGUCGGGAAACUUCGCAUGUCUCGUACGAGGCAGCCGUUUUGGUUUGUGGGUACACAUUUCGCAGCCUGUGCGGCGUGCUGUUGCUUGUCAUGGCUUUCUUUUGAAAUAGUUCAACAAUACACGGUCGCAUUGUUCA